ACAAAAGUAGCUUGUUGCAAUCAGAAUGGGCUUUAAACCAGAAAACACCUACGAUGCGGAAGAAAAGAUUUGGUGUGGCUCGCCAUAUCGUGAGUACUACGCGCCGGAUCUAUCUAUUGGCGAAAUUAUUUUCCAAGAAAUGAAACGUCAUCCGAAACUCACAGCUCAAAUUUCAGCCACUGAAAACACAGUGCUAACCCGUGAGGAACUUCAUUUGAACUCGAUGCGGGUGGCAAGCUUCAUGAGGAGAUUGGGCAUGGUCCAGUCGGAUAUUGUGGGAAUCAUGGCGAGAAAUACGACGCAUAUAUUUGCCGUGGUCUAUGGCUGUUUCUUCAACGGCAUCGCCUUUCACUCACUCAACAUCAGCUACGAGGAGUCGACUACUGAGAAGCUGUUCAACAUUACGAAACCACGUAUAGUAUUCUGUGACGGCGAGGAAUACGAGAAAGUUAAGUCAGCGACUGCCGAUCUAAAUGUUAUGAUCGUUACAAUGCGUAAUCAUCAUAAGGACUCCAUAAGUAUUGAGGAAGUGCUGGCUACACCUGUCCAAGACGACUUUACGCCUUCCCGCCUGGAUCACGGCAAUGAUCAGACCCUGGCCAUACUCUGCUCCUCAGGAACGACGGGUACGCCCAAGGCGGUAACCAUUACCAACCAUCGCAAGAUCUUCAGCACCUGCACUCAUUUGACAGUCGAUGAUGUUCAGUAUACACACAGCACUCUGGAUUGGGUGACAGGACUCAUGACCACCAUCACCUCGGGUGUGUACAGCACUACACGGAUUAUCGCCGACAAUCUGUUUGAUCCAGUGCGUCUCUUAAGUGUCAUUGAACAAUAUAAGGUCACUUGGCUGCUGCAGGCUCCAUCCCACAUGGCGAUGUUGGUCAAUUGUAAGGAAUUCGAGCAAGCCAAUUUGCACAGCAUUCGAUACUAUCUAUACGGGGGAGGUCAUUGCUCCGUAGAAGUCCAGAACCGAAUAAGGAACAGUCUGUUAUCCGACUGUCUGCACAUGGUGUACGCUUUUACUGAAGUGGGACCCAUUUCCAUGAACAGAAACUUUGACGAGAAACCGAACUCGACUGGCCGUUUGUUGGGCGGAAUCAAGCUGAAGAUAAUUAACGAAAAGCUCGAAACGCUAGGACCGAAUGAGGUUGGCGAGGUGUGCGUUUACAAUGGUCAAUAUUGGGCCGGAUAUUACGGAAACCCGGAGGAGUCACAGAAAAUACGCGACACUAAUCUGUGGUUUCACAGUGGUGACUUAGGAUAUAUGGACAACGACGGUUUUCUCUACUUGGUAGAUCGCAAAAAGGAUAUGCUGAAGUACCAGAACAUCAUGUAUUACCCGGGCGAUAUCGAAGAAAUCGUUUCUAAAAUGCCGGAAGUUUCCGAGGUCUGUGUCUUUGGCAUCUGGAAUCAAUUUAACGGCGACGAAGCAGCCGCCGCUGUAGUCAAGAAAGUUGGUUCUCAAAUAGAGGCUCAGGAUAUAGUGGAUUAUGUGAAAAGUCACACUGACGCUAAGUACAAGCAAUUGCACGGUGGUGUUAUAAUUGUGGACGAUUUAAUUCGCAGCGCUAACGGAAAAACAAAUCGCCAAGCUACAAAGGCGCAUUUCCUCGACAUUAAGGAUAGAAAAUAAAGCAUUAAAUAAAAUUCUAUAAAUAAAGUAUAUAUGAUGAUACAAAUA
Messenger RNA from Drosophila innubila, 1684 nucleotides. RefSeq names its product 4-coumarate--CoA ligase 1-like. Bases 26 to 1636 code for a protein of 536 amino acids. Gene Ontology annotation, biological process: long-chain fatty acid metabolic process; fatty-acyl-CoA biosynthetic process. The transcript has 3 exons. The record is from RefSeq and is a predicted model, not a curated record. Gene Ontology annotation, molecular function: long-chain fatty acid-CoA ligase activity. Lineage: Eukaryota; Metazoa; Arthropoda; Insecta; Diptera; Drosophilidae.